AUGCCGGUCUUAAGUAGCCCAGAUAUUGCCAACAAGUUUAAAGAGAACUGGCUUGCGGUGUUCCCGGAAGACCAGGCUUCUGGUUUAGAAUCCACCCCCCUGGACGACAGCCUCACCAGCCUCCACUGGCUCCAGAACUUCUCCAUCCUCAGCGCAGACCCAGAGCGACCCAGCAGCAUCUGCGCCGGACCCGGCUGUCCGUCCUCCCAGCAGCAGCUCUUUCUCAGACGCCUCGGCUUCCCCAGAGCGGGCACCGACUCCCCGUCCAGCCCGCCGGCCGGGGACACGGCGUCCACCGGGAUGCUCCUGCACCCGGGCAGCCCCGUCACCUCCGGCAGCGACUCCAGCACCUCCGCGGCCUCGCGCUUCACCACCCGCGCCCAUCCCGUAUCCGGCUACUCUCACAUCCCGGUCCAGGCGAGCCCCCCCGCGGAGGUGGACUACAAAACGAACCCCAAAGUCAAGCCGCCGUACUCCUACGCCUCUCUCAUUUGCAUGGCCAUGCAGGCCAGCAAGCAGCCCAAAGUGACUCUGUCCACCAUCUACAACUGGAUCACAGAGAACUUCAGCUACUACAGACACGCGGAGCCCAGCUGGCAGAACUCGAUUCGUCACAACCUGUCCCUCAACAAGUGUUUCAAGAAGGUCCCCAGACAGAAAGACGAGCCAGGGAAGGGAGGCUUCUGGCAGAUUGAUCCGCAGUAUGCUGACAUGUUCGUCAAUGGCAUCUUUAAACGAAGGAGGAUGUCGGCUAACCACUACAGCAACGGCAGCAGUGCCCCACAGAGACAGAACAAACUGGUUCACAGUUACCACAGCAUCCAAGACACCUGUCCUUAUCAAGGUGGCAAACAGAAGACCCUGUCUUCUAAAAAUACCAGAGCACUCAGAGGCACGGAGUCCCCUCUUCUGGCCAUGGAAGCUAAUAAAGCAAACGUCCUGAAGGGGGACUUUGACCUGGCGUCCGUGUUUGAUGACGUCCUCGGUGGGAACUGUAGCACCUUCGAGGAUUUAGAUAUCAACACGGCGCUGAGCUCCCUGGGCUGUGAGAUGGAGGCGCACGGAAGGCAGCACUCUGCAGGGGUGGGCAGGUGGUGUGGCGAUGUCGCGGGUCAGAGCCAGCACAUCAACCAGCAUCAGUCCUACGGCUACCUGGACCUGAGCUCUGCUUCCGCGGAGUGCUCGGUCAACGUGGGAGAGCUCCACAUGCUGCAGCAUCACCUGCUGCAGAGGCACCAGCAGCCGGACCAAGACCAGCUGCUCCUGGGCCAGCACCAGAUGCAGCACUUCGAUGAGCCUACACUGUUCCCAGAGCAGCCGGGGGAGGCUGUGCUGCACCCCUGGGACGAGAUUAAAGACGAGACCAUUCCCCCGACCUUAGAUCCGGGGUUUGGUCUGUAUGAGGGCUUCUUCACAGACAUGCAGCCCUGGGAACGAGUGGAGACGUACAUGUAA
Molecule: messenger RNA, 1455 nt
Organism: Nematolebias whitei (Rio pearlfish)
Lineage: Eukaryota; Metazoa; Chordata; Actinopteri; Cyprinodontiformes; Rivulidae
Gene: foxj1b
Product: forkhead box J1b
Exons: 2
Coding region: 1-1455 (484 amino acids)
Biological process (GO): regulation of DNA-templated transcription
Molecular function (GO): sequence-specific DNA binding; DNA-binding transcription factor activity
Source: RefSeq, a predicted model, not a curated record